AGGAAGUCCGGGCUGGACGAUGGCUGUGUUGCUGAAGGCCAUGUAGUGGGGGGUCCUGGGCCGAAUCUCGGUCUACCCCUAACCCGGCUUCGUUCCGGCCACAGGCCUGCCGGACGCAGGGCGAGACGAGGGCGGCGCCUGUCUGCUCGCCGCCAUGCACGACGCUUUCGAGCCGGUGCCGAUUCUGGAAAAGCUGCCUCUGCAGAUCGACUGUCUGGCUGCCUGGGAGGAAUGGCUUCUUGUUGGAACCAAACAAGGACAUCUGCUUCUCUAUAGGAUUCGGAAGGAUGUUGGUUGCAACAGGUUUGAAGUGACGCUAGAGAAAUCCAAUAAGAACUUCUCCAAAAAGAUUCAGCAGAUCCAUGUGGUUUCCCAGUUUAAGAUUCUGGUCAGCUUGUUAGAAAACAACAUUUAUGUCCAUGACCUGUUGACAUUUCAACAAAUCACUACGGUCUCCAAGGCAAAGGGAGCGUCAUUGUUCACAUGCGAUCUCCAGCACACAGAGACUGGGGAGGAGGUGCUGCGCAUGUGUGUGGCCGUGAAAAAGAAGCUGCAGCUCUACUUCUGGAAGGACCGGGAGUUUCAUGAGUUGCAGGGGGACUUCAGUGUACCAGAUGUGCCUAAGUCCAUGGCAUGGUGUGAAAAUUCCAUCUGCGUGGGUUUCAAGAGAGACUACUACCUGAUACGGGUGGAUGGAAAGGGGUCCAUCAAAGAGCUCUUUCCAACAGGAAAACAGCUGGAGCCCUUAGUUGCACCUCUGGCAGAUGGAAAAGUGGCCGUGGGCCAGGAUGAUCUCACCGUGGUACUCAACGAGGAGGGGACCUGCACACAGAAAUGUGCCCUGAACUGGACAGACAUCCCAGUGGCCAUGGAGCACCAGCCUCCCUACAUCAUCGCGGUGUUGCCACGCUACGUGGAGAUCCGAACAUUCGAGCCGAGACUUCUGGUCCAAAGCAUUGAAUUGCAAAGGCCUCGUUUCAUCACCUCUGGAGGAUCAAACAUCAUCUACGUGGCCAGCAAUCAUUUUGUUUGGAGACUCAUUCCUGUCCCCAUGGCCACCCAAAUCCAGCAACUUCUCCAGGAUAAGCAGUUUGAAUUGGCUCUGCAGCUCGCGGAAAUGAAAGAUGAUUCCGACAGUGAAAAGCAGCAGCAAAUCCAUCACAUCAAGAACUUGUAUGCCUUCAACCUCUUCUGCCAGAAGCGCUUUGAUGAGUCCAUGCAGGUCUUUGCUAAGCUUGGCACAGAUCCCACCCAUGUGAUGGGCCUGUACCCUGACCUGCUGCCCACAGACUACCGGAAGCAGUUGCAGUAUCCUAACCCAUUGCCUGUGCUCUCCGGGGCUGAAUUGGAGAAGGCUCACCUGGCUCUGAUUGACUACCUGACACAGAAACGGAGUCAAUUGGUAAAGAAGCUGAACGAUUCUGACCACCAGUCCAGCACCUCCCCACUCAUGGAAGGCACGCCCACGAUCAAGUCCAAGAAGAAGCUGCUGCAAAUCAUUGACACCACCCUGCUCAAGUGCUACCUGCACACCAACGUGGCCCUGGUGGCGCCCUUGCUGCGUCUGGAGAACAAUCACUGCCACAUCGAGGAGAGCGAGCACGUGCUGAAGAAGGCCCACAAGUACAGCGAGCUGAUAAUCCUGUACGAGAAGAAGGGGCUGCACGAGAAAGCUCUGCAGGUGCUCGUGGACCAGUCCAAGAAAGCCAACUCCCCGCUGAAAGGCCAUGAGAGGACAGUGCAGUACCUGCAGCAUCUGGGCACAGAAAACCUGCACCUGAUUUUUUCCUACUCAAUGUGGGUGCUGAGAGACUUCCCAGAAGAUGGGCUGAAGAUAUUUACUGAAGAUCUCCCAGAGGUGGAGUCUCUGCCACGCGAUCGGGUGCUCAGCUUCCUAAUAGAGAAUUUUAAGGGGCUGGCUAUUCCUUAUCUGGAGCACAUCAUCCACGUGUGGGAGGAGACCGGCUCGCGGUUCCACAACUGCCUGAUCCAGCUGUACUGUGAGAAGGUGCAAGGCCUGAUGAAGGAGUAUCUCCUGGCCUUCCCCGCAGGCAAAACCCCGGUCCCUGCUGGAGAGGAGGAGGGGGAGCUGGGAGAAUACCGGCAGAAGCUCCUUAUGUUCCUGGAGAUCUCCAGCUACUACGACCCAGGGCGGCUCAUCUGUGAUUUCCCUUUCGAUGGCCUGCUGGAGGAACGAGCUCUGCUGCUGGGGCGCAUGGGGAAGCACGAGCAAGCUCUCUUCAUCUACGUGCACGUCCUGAAGGACACCAGGAUGGCCGAGGAGUACUGCCACAAACACUAUGACCAAAACAAAGACGGCAACAAAGAUGUGUAUCUCUCUCUGCUUCGGAUGUACCUGUCGCCCCCCAGCAUUCACUGCCUAGGGCCAAUUAAGCUGGAGCUGCUGGAGCCACAGGCCAACCUCCAGGCUGCCCUGCAGGUCCUCGAGCUGCACCACAGCAAACUGGACACCACCAAGGCCAUCAACCUUCUGCCAGCAAACACUCAGAUCAAUGACAUACGCAUCUUUCUGGAAAAAGUCUUGGAAGAAAACGCACAAAAGAAACGGUUCAACCAAGUGCUCAAGAACCUUCUCCAUGCAGAGUUCCUGAGGGUCCAGGAAGAGCGGAUCCUACACCAGCAGGUGAAGUGCAUCAUCACCGAGGAGAAGGUGUGCAUGGUGUGUAAGAAGAAGAUUGGGAACAGUGCAUUUGCGAGAUACCCCAAUGGAGUGGUCGUGCACUACUUCUGUUCUAAAGAGGUAAACCCAGCUGACACCUGAGCCCAGCAUCCUGUGCAUUCAGCAGAUGGACAGCUCGGCUAUCCCAGAGAGGCCACGGAGCGGCCAGCCUUAAGGAGCCGGGGGCUGCCACCAGCGGGAAUCUCCUCGUUUGGACACGACUGGCUGCCUUGCGCCUGGAACAUCACUGACUCAUGGGUUGGCAUUGUCAGCUUUUUAAUAGAAAAAGAGAUUAGUUAUACCUUAUACCAUAAUGUUGCAGGCAAAGCCAGAGAAUUUACCACCUGCUGGACAGGAGGAGGUGCACCGUCUUGCCUUUGCACACCUUCACCUGCAUAAGGAAACUUAUUGCAAGUGUUCCUAAUCACGGUGGUUCACUGAGGCUUUCUCUUCAGAUAAGUGCACAGCCUCAGAAGGCCACACUGCGGCCACGCAGACCAGACGGCUGGCUCCUGUGGGAUGCAGCUGUCCCCCGUGUCCCCUCCGUGGUCUGCAGCUCCACGCACAUCUCCAGGCUUCAGUCUCCUUCCACACUAUUUAUUGUCUUCCUUUGUCUCUCCCCUCACUGCCAUGCUUUCUCUCCCACACUCCGGGUAACUCAUAUUUCAAUGAGGUAAAGUGAGAAGCAAGAGGAAGUGUCAGUGUGUAGGAAUACGUUGAGAACGGAUCGUCCAGUGUGUUGGAAACAGCCUCUCUGGCCGGAUGCUCUAUGCGUGAGAGCGUAGGAGAGUGCCAUUCUCUGUCUAGGAGAGGGCCUCAGGGCUUCCCCGGGGCCCAGCAGCUCCCGGCUCUGCAGGCUCUAGACAGACCACCGCAGAGGCACCUGCUCCCGCGUCGGCAGGCAGGCGGGUUGGGGCAGCGCCUGGGAGCUCAGUCCUCGUGCUCAGACCGCCUUUCUCCCCCCAGCUGCUUCCUGUGCACCUGCCUUAGAGCUUGGCCCGGCUGUCGUCGCCCAGCUUAGUUUCGCAGGAGAGCAGACUCUGCUGCACACGGGGACAGUCAGGUGGGGCUGACGGCGAGGGGCUGCCGCUGUGCUGGGGAGGCGUUCAGGGAGAAGAGAACUCGCGCCAGAUCUCGCGAGUGCUUGGGGCAGAGUGCUGGGGCCUGGUGUCUUUGCAGACACUGGUGGCCCAGUGUCUUCAGUGGUAGUGAGGGUGGGGGCUGUGCCUGUCCUCUGUCGGCUGCAGUUGUGCUGUGUUGACCCAGCUGCUGACGCUAAGUGGAGGUGCUCCGCCCUGGCGUGCACUCUGUGCCAGCAGCACCGUUCACAGCGUUGGGGGUGGGGGGUGCUCUGCUCAGGCCCAUGAGGCUGGGCCCCAAGAGCCCUGCACAGCGGCGUGUGGAGAAGGAAGUCACACAGCGGCCACCCCCACCCACGAGGAGCGGCGCUGGCCCAGGCCCGGUCUGCCAGCUCGGGCUGUGCUUCUCCGGGGGCGGCCCCACCUUCCUGGCCUUGCUGUGCUGGCCCGUCCUUGCCGCGAGCUGUUUGAAGCGCUAGAGUGCAGAACGCGUGUUUUCUUCUGUUCUGGUUUCAUACGUGACCCCGCUUCCCACACGCCAUUCUUUGUUCCCAAGACUCUCUGUCCUCCACAGAGAAGGCUGGAGACGGAAGCUGCCCUCGGAAUAAAGAGCAAAGCAAGAAACCACGCCUACGGAGGUGUCUUUU
Molecule: messenger RNA, 4406 nt
Organism: Lepus europaeus (European hare)
Lineage: Eukaryota; Metazoa; Chordata; Mammalia; Lagomorpha; Leporidae
Gene: VPS39
Product: VPS39 subunit of HOPS complex
Exons: 25
Coding region: 155-2782 (875 amino acids)
Biological process (GO): endosomal vesicle fusion; autophagy; vesicle-mediated transport
Cellular component (GO): cytoplasm; membrane
Molecular function (GO): protein binding
Source: RefSeq, a predicted model, not a curated record